Messenger RNA from Rhineura floridana, 4725 nucleotides. RefSeq names its product trichohyalin-like. The record is from RefSeq and is a predicted model, not a curated record. Gene Ontology annotation, molecular function: calcium ion binding; transition metal ion binding. NCBI's taxonomy places the organism in Eukaryota, Metazoa, Chordata, Lepidosauria, Squamata, Rhineuridae. The coding region runs from base 1 to 4725 and encodes 1574 amino acids. The transcript is spliced from 2 exons.
AUGCCUCACCUUCUGGACAGCAUAUGCACCAUCAUUGGGGUCUUCUACAAAUAUGCCCAACAGUAUGGGGACUGCUCCACCUUGAACAGGAGGGAGAUGAAGAAGCUCAUCCAGAAGGAGUUUGCUGAGGUCAUCAAGAACCCCAGCGACCCCGAGACAGUCAAGCUGACCUUCCAGCUGCUGGAUAUCAAUGGGGAUAGCUUGGUGGACUUCAACGAGUACCUUCUCCUCAUCUUCAAAGUGGCCAAGGCUUGCUAUAGUCACCUGCAGCCCAGAGAAUGCCUCAUUCCAAAGGGAGAAACCAGCCGAGGUCCACGUGAAGGGGAACGAUGGAAGGAUGGACAGGACCGUCACCAGCUACAGGAGGAUGAAAGAGAAGGAAACUAUGUCCGUGAGAGACAAGAUUCUGACCGUGCUCAUCUUCGCCAGACAGAAGCUAGCACAAGAGGGGAGGAAAGGAGAGAUUACCUUCCAUGGAAGCCUGUAGCCCAAGAGGGUGAGAGGAACUGGCAAGCUCACCAUCAGAAGUUGAGGGAUGAUCGUGGGAGAGACCAUCCCUCCCGUGGGCCUCAGGAAUGGGAAAAUGUGUAUGAGGGCCGACCACGUGAAUUUGAAAUGCAGGGAGAGGUGGAGUCUCAGUGGCAUGCCCAUGAGCAUGACCCACAAAGGGAUGAAGCAGGCCGUCAUCAGCUAAGACAAAGGGAACCAGAAGGGGGCCGCCAGCACCAGCCACGAGAGAAUGUGUCAAGAGAUUACCAUGAAAGACGUCUGCCACGUGAGCCUCUGCCACGGGAAGGGGAUGAAAGAGAGCAAUAUUCCCAAGAGGCCACAGAAAGAGGCAAAAAUGAGAGGCAACAUCAGCUACAAGAGUCUGAGAGGCAAGCGGAGGAGGACCUGACCAGGCCACGUGAGUUUGGACCAUGGGUGGGCGAAGAAAGCUGUCGCCAUCCACGUGCAGCACAGAAAAUCAGAUCCAAUUAUGGAAGAUGUCGCCCAUCCCAUGAAUCCCAAGAACGGGAAGGUGGAAGGAGGGAGGAUUACCCACGAGAACGGGAAACGGAAGAUGAGGCGAGGUCCCGUGAUCUUGACUGGCGUGUGGCUGAUGAGCACUGGGAUCAAAGACGUGGCCGUGAACCAGUAGAUUCUUAUGAUGACUUUGGCCCAUUGCCCAGAGAAGGAGAAAGACGAUCUCGGUCCCAUGAUCUGGAACGUAAGCAGAGAAGGUCGGAGACACGUGAGCCCGAACGCAGAGAGAGAUCCUGGGCUAGUGAUCCUGAACACCGAGCAGUUGAGUGGACAAGACAGAAUCAAUAUGCACCUCAGUCUAGGGAGGCUGAGCAGCAUGAGCCUGAAGUAAGAGAAGCUGAAAGGAGGAGGCAGACCCAGUCUGUGGAUCAAGACGAGUGGACCAGACCUCGUACACGUGAGCCGACCACAAGAGUGGAAGUGGAGGACCAGCGGUGGUCACGUGAACCAGAACGCAGACAGCGAGAGCAGAGUGGUCUCUGUCCCUACAAGCCUGAACCCACAGACUGUGAGAGGAGAAGGCCCCGAUCCCAUGAGGGAGAUAGGAGAAGGUCCCAACAACAUGCACAAACACCAAAUGAAGAAGACUGCAGAAGGCAGCCAUGCCGUCAAGAUGAAGCCCAAGAGGAAGAGAAUCAAAGGAGAAGACCCAUGCCUGCUGAGCUUGCAUCCAGUGACCGGGAGUCCCGCAGGCCUCAAGCACGUGAGCAAGAACCAAGAGAGGAUGGUCAGAGGCAGCAGCAAUAUUAUGACACUGAGCCUGUGGAAAGAGAUGGUGAACGGAGAAGACCUGAUGCCCGUGGACCAGCUCAGAGAGAGGGGAGCCGAGGAAGACAGCAGUAUGCCAGAUCUGAGAUCCUAGAAAGAGAUGGUGAAAGGAGAAGAUGCCAGCCACGUGACUCUGAAGGUGAGAGAAGACAUCAACAGACUGGCUUCAGAGAUGACGAGUGGGAGAGGCCCCAGUCAAGAGAGCCCCGUACCAGACCCAGGGAGCAAGAUGCAUGCUAUCCAUCCAAGGGUGGCCUGAUUGAUUGCGAUCAGAACAGGCAACGGACAUACAAGUCCAAACCCUGGGAAGGUGAGAGGAGAACGCAUAGGCUAGGUGAUCCUGAACAUGAGGAUUAUGAGGAGAGAAGUCAGAUGUAUUGUGAACCUGGAGUUAGACGGCAUGAACGGAGCAGACCCCUGCAGAGGCAAACCCAGUCACCCAACACCGAUCUGAUAGAUGUUGAUGAGAGACAGACCCAGACUUGGGAGAUUGAUCCAAGAGAUGGAGAACAGCAGAGGCGUUCCCAGUUCCGUGACACUGAAGAAAGUGACAGCAAGAGAAGCUGGACCUUAAUACAUGACAGUGAGGCCAGGGAUGGCGAUCAGAGGAGAGACCGGUUGUGUGACAUUGACCAACAGGAUGACGAGCAGGAAAGAAGAACCCACUUUCAUGACGCCGAUGUCAGAGAUGUUGACCAGAGGAGAAGAGGGACUGACCCAAGAAUGGGUGAACAGCGGAGGCGGGUCCCAUCACGGGACAUUGAUGCUGCAGAUAUUGACCAAAGGCAAACCCAGAUGAGUGAUUUUGACCCAAGAGAUGAUGAAACUCAGAGGAGAGCACAAGAAUGUGACAUUGGUGUUAGAGAUGUCGUCCAGGGGAGAACCCAUUCACGUGAUGGGGAGCCAGGAGACCGUGAACAGCAGAGGCCUACCCAGUCGUGUGCCAUUCAGCCAAUAGAGGUUGGCCAGAGGCAAGCCCAGUCACUUGAGGUUGGUCCAAGAGAUGGUGAACAGCGAAGGCGAAACCCAUCACAGGACACUGAGCAGAGGCAAACUCAAAGGCAUGACGUUGACCGAAGAGGUAAUGAACAGCAGAGGGGAACCCCAUCAUGUGACAUUGAUGCUGGAGACAUUGACCAAAGGCGAUCCCAGUCACAUGAUGUUGAACCAAGAGACAAUGAACAGCAAAGGAGAGCCCCAUCCUGUGGCACUGAUGCAAGAGACAGUGACCGGAGGCAAACCCAGAGGUAUGAUGUUGACCAAAGAUAUGAUCAACGGCAAAGGAGAGCUCUGUCCCAUGUCCUUGAUGCUGGAGAUGCGGACCAAAGGCAAUCCCAGUCCCAUGAUGUUGAACCAAGAGACUAUGAGCAACAAAGGAGAACCCAGUCACACAACACUGUUGCAAGGGACGGUGGCCAGAGGCCAGCGCUGACACGUGAUGUUGACCGAAGAGAUGGUGAACAGCACCAGAGAACCCCAUCUUGGGAAACUGAUGCCAGAAAUGCUGACCGGCAGCGAACCGUGUCUCAUGAGGUUGACCCGAGAGGCAGCGAACAGGAGAGAUCAACGCAGUCACGUGACACUGAACAAAGAGACAGUCAGCAGAACCGAACCCAGUCACAGCAAAGGGAUGCAUCAGAUGGUGAGCAAAGAAGAACCCAUUCAGGGGACACUGACCCGAGGGAUGGUGAACAGCGGGGGAGAACACCAUCUCAGGACACAGAUGUCACUCAGAGGCAGAGGCAGACACAUGGCAUUGAUCCAAGAGAAGCGGAAGAGCAGAUGAGAACACAGUCAUGUGAAACUGUCACUACAGAUGUUGACCGGCAACAAACCAAGGCGCUUGAGGCUGACCCAAACGAUUGUGAGCAGCAGAGGCAAACCCAGAGAUGGGCACAUGAGGCUGACCCAAGAGACAGUGAACAGCAGAGACCGACCCAGUCAUGUGACCCCAAGCGAAGAGAUGUUGACCAGGUGACAGCCCAGGACGCAGCCCAGGAACCUGAACCCAAGGAUGACAUUCAGAGGAGACAAGGGGAGCCGGAAACCCAAGCGGCUCAAUCAAGUUGUGCCCAACCGCUCAAGCCUCUGCAGCAAGAAGGUGAGGGGAGCAGAGCCCACUCACAUGAAGCUGCACCCAUGACUGACACACCCAGAAGGCCACAGCGACAGGAACUGAAACCUGCAGAGGGUGCACUUGAAGGGCAGGGGGUGGCUGAGUCUGCAGACGCUCAGCAAAGUCAGGUCAGACGGGAGAGAGCCCAACCACGUGAGCCUCAACGGAGUGAGAGGGAGCAGGGCAGAGCACGCCCACGUGGGCCGGAGCUGAGACAGGCCACAAGAGGGAGCCAGUGCCCGAGGGGCCCGGAACGGAGCGGGACUGAGAGGAAUCUGCCGCAGCUGCAUCAUCAUGGGCCUCAAGAAGGGGACUCAAGGAGACAACAGCGGCAAGACCCUGGAUCCCCUGCUGGCAAGGCGACCACCUCUCAGCCUUGUGAGCCACAAGCCACAGAGGGCCAGCGAGGCAAGCCCCAAGGGCGUGAGCCCAACCCAGAACCUAAAGUCAAGGGCAAACCUGACGCCCCUGAUAAGAGAGAUGGAGCUCAGGUGCAACAGCCUGGGGCACCUGAACAACGGCAGCCACCAGUCCUGGGUGCAUCUCAUGAAGGAGAUGGUGGCUGGCCUGCGUCGACGGAACCACCGUCGGAGGAGGGCAGUGACAGAAGCAGCCCACAAGCUCGAGAAGCCCAGCCACCGUUGGAGGAAGAGGGCCAGCCUGGUGAAGGAAGGGCUGAGAGUGAGAGCAAGCCUGAAUCGAGUGCGACUGAUGCCUCCCAAGAGAAGCCAGGUUUUCUAUGUGACAAAAUGCCCCUUGUUUGCAACCCACUGUAUCAAUAUCUCCUGGCCCAGAAGAAGCAAGAGCAGCAUUAG